AACACAAUACAAGACGAAAUUUACAUUGAGCCGCUGAAUUCCUCGUUAUUAGCAGCUAUGCUGCUCAGAGCAGCGCGAGCGCCAUGUUGGCGCCCACGAUCCGCAUAUCCGAGCUUCGCCGGCCGGUCACAAUGGACGAGGCUCCAUGGGACACAACUCCGGGUGUUCACAUCAAACAGCCCAUUUCGAAGACAGUCAACAGACAACGACCCCAAAUCAGUUAAAAGCACACCCACUCCUACCCCGGCUGCCUCGCAAUUAGCGAACGCCAAUGUGACCCCGAAGACGCAAGAGGGCGGGGAUGCAAAGGCCCCGACCAAGGAGCUGUUAAGUGAACAGAAUAUGGCCACCAAAGAGCAACGAAAAGCGGACUGGGCUAUCAUGAAAGAGAUGGCCAAGUACCUGUGGCCAAAGGGUGAUUGGGGUACGAAGCUUCGUGUUGGAACAGCUUUGUCCCUGCUGGUUGGGGCCAAGGUUCUUAAUGUGGAAGUGCCUUUCUACUUCAAGAGCAUCGUUGAUUCCAUGAACGUGGACUUCGGGGCUAUGGGUGGAACCGCUUACACUGUGGCUGGGUCCAUGAUCAUUGCUUAUGGUGCAACUCGAAUCGGUGCCACUCUGUUCCAGGAGCUUCGCAAUGCGGUUUUUGCCAGCGUAGCCCAGAAAGCAAUUCGCAAAGUGGCACGGAACGUCUUCGACCACCUCUUGCGACUGGACCUCAACUUUCAUCUUUCACGCCAAACUGGUGGCCUGACUCGGGCGAUUGAUCGUGGAACCAAGGGCAUCAGCUUCUUGCUCACCUCGAUGGUCUUCCACGUCGUUCCGACGGCACUGGAAAUAUCGCUCACCUAUCAAUAUGGUUUCCAGUUUGCUGCCAUCACGUCAGCCACCAUGCUUGCGUACACGGCGUUUACCAUUACCACUACGGCAUGGCGGACCAAGUUCCGACGGCAGGCCAACGCGGCCGAUAACCGCGGGGCCACCGUGGCCGUGGACUCGCUCAUCAACUACGAGGCUGUCAAAUACUUCAAUAAUGAAAAGUUCGAGGUAGCGCGCUACGACAAAGCCCUGAAGAACUACGAGGAUGCAUCCAUCAAGGUCACGACUUCUCUGGCCUUCCUCAACUCUGGCCAAAACAUGAUCUUCUCUUCUGCGCUGGCCGCAAUGAUGUAUCUGGCCGCCGACGGAGUCGCGACCGGAGCUCUGACAGUCGGUGACCUGGUCAUGGUGAACCAGCUCGUGUUCCAGCUGUCGGUGCCGCUCAACUUCCUGGGGUCCGUCUACCGCGAGCUGCGCCAGUCCCUGCUGGAUAUGGAGACUCUGUUCAACCUGCAAAAGGUCAACGUGACGAUCCAGGAACGACCCAACGCCAAGCCGCUGGAGCUGACCCGGGGCGGCGAGAUCCGUUUCGAGAACGUUAGCUUUGGCUACCACCCGGACCGACCGAUCUUGAAGAAUGCCACGUUCACGAUCCCGGCUGGCCAGAAGUUCGCCAUCGUGGGCCCCAGUGGCUGCGGCAAGUCAACGAUUUUGCGGCUGUUGUUCCGCUUCUAUGACGCGCAAUCGGGUCGAAUCCUCGUUGACGGCCAGGAUAUCCGCGACGUGACGCUUGAUAGUCUUCGGAAAGCGAUCGGUGUUGUUCCGCAGGACACGCCGCUGUUCAACGACACCAUCGCCCACAAUAUCCGCUAUGGGCAAAUCACCGCGUCGGACGACGAGGUGCGCCGUGCAGCCGAGCGCGCACAUAUUCACCAGCUGGUCGAGCGGCUACCCGACGGAUAUCAGACCACGGUCGGAGAGCGCGGUAUGAUGAUCUCGGGCGGCGAAAAGCAGCGACUAGCAAUUUCUCGGCUGUUGUUGAAAGACCCGCAACUUUUGUUUUUCGACGAAGCGACCUCUGCCCUCGACACAUACACCGAGCAGGCGCUUCUUCAGCACAUCAACAGCAUCCUCAAGGAGAAGAGUCGCACCAGCGUGUUUGUGGCGCACCGGCUGCGAACCAUCUACGACAGCGACCAAAUUCUGGUGCUGAAAGACGGAAGUGUGGCGGAGACAGGAUCGCACCGUGAGCUAUUGGAUCUAGACGGGAUCUAUGCGGAGCUGUGGAACGGUCAGUGCUCUUAG
Molecule: messenger RNA, 2121 nt
Organism: Penicillium alfredii
Lineage: Eukaryota; Fungi; Ascomycota; Eurotiomycetes; Eurotiales; Aspergillaceae
Gene: atm1
Product: ATP-binding cassette Fe/S cluster precursor transporter ATM1
Exons: 6
Biological process (GO): intracellular iron ion homeostasis; transmembrane transport
Cellular component (GO): mitochondrial inner membrane
Molecular function (GO): ATP hydrolysis activity; ABC-type transporter activity; ATP binding
Source: RefSeq, a predicted model, not a curated record